Molecule: messenger RNA, 1287 nt
Organism: Cladophialophora psammophila CBS 110553
Lineage: Eukaryota; Fungi; Ascomycota; Eurotiomycetes; Chaetothyriales; Herpotrichiellaceae
Exons: 1
Coding region: 1-1287 (428 amino acids)
Source: RefSeq, a predicted model, not a curated record
AUGAUCCGGAUGAGACAUGCUGUCGUCUGUCUGAUUUUCGCAACCCUUGUUAGUUUGGUUCUCUAUUACCAUUCAACGAGCGCGUCUGUCACCAUCAGAGCUUUACAAUCGAAGGUUCCACAGAUUGUUGGACUUGGAGACUAUUUCGACUUGGAGGAGCAGGAUGUCCAGAACCAAAGUCGACCGAUUUCGCCCCAAAAUGGGGACUUGCAUGCCUCGAACUUUUCGACAGACUCGGCGUCAUCUGAAUCUUUGGGGACGGGAGUUCCAACAGGCGGUCCUAGAUAUACACGAAAUCUAGUCAUGGCUCGGAUGAAAGAGGAAAAUGUUUCGUGGCUUGACGGAGUCGACCUCGGCCCUGACAUUAAGAAGUUUAUCUACGUCGCCGACGACCCCAAUGCGCCUUUACAUCCAGCCAAAAACAAGGGUCACGAGGUCAUGACUUAUCUCACAUACAUUAUUGAUUUUUAUGACGAUCUACCCGAUGUCAGCAUCUUCAUGCAUGCUCACCAAGACGCCUGGCACAACAACGAACUCUUGAACUGGGAUGCCGCCGAGAUGAUCAAACGACUGAGCAGCGAGAGAGUCCAGCGCCAAGGGUACAUGAACAUGAGAUGUCAUUGGAAGCCAGGAUGUCCAGAUUGGAUCCAUCCGGGUCAAAUAGAGAGAGACAAGGACAAACUUGAACAGUCAUUCAUGGCUUCAACUUGGGCCGAGUUAUUCGCGGACAAGCCCAUUCCGGCCGUCCUGGCUCAGCCCUGUUGCUCCCAGUUUGCGGUGAGUCGCAACCAGAUAAGAUUGACACCCAGGGAGACGUAUAAGCAUUACCGAGACUGGCUUUUACGGUCAGACAUAUUCGAUGUCACCAGCGGCAGAAUCUUCGAGUAUCUCUGGCAAGUCAUCUUUGCGGACCGAAGUGUGUUCUGCCCGAGCCAGCGGACAUGUUACUGUGAUGGGUACGGUGUCUGUUUCGAGACCGACAAGACAUUCGACAAGUGGUUCGAACUGCGCUACCAGAGGCAGAUGGCCGAGAAGGAAUUGCGUGAGUGGAAGGACAAAGCCGAAGCGAUUGAGAAGUUCCGGGACAAGGACGGUAGAUUGCAGGGUAUCGAGACCGGGGAGCUUCAAGUGCCAGAGAUUGGGAAGAAAGAACAGUUGGAGGCUCUGAUUGAGGUAAAGGCGGCCGAGCUGGAACGGAGGAGACUGGAAGCUUUGGAGAGAGGGAGGGAUCCGAGGAUCAGAGCCGAGAGUGACGGGCGUCCAUGGAAAGACGGAGACGGGUUUUAG